Neoarius graeffei (lesser salmon catfish) is the source of this 4188-nucleotide messenger RNA. It is a transcript of the gene cmtm4, whose product is annotated as CKLF-like MARVEL transmembrane domain containing 4. NCBI's taxonomy places the organism in Eukaryota, Metazoa, Chordata, Actinopteri, Siluriformes, Ariidae. The transcript has 5 exons. The record is from RefSeq and is a predicted model, not a curated record. Bases 691 to 1305 code for a protein of 204 amino acids. Gene Ontology annotation, cellular component: membrane.
GGUUGUUUAUGCUCCCUCUCUCUCUCUCUCUCCCCGGCCUGUGCUGCUGCAGCUCGGUGCGGUUCUCACUCGGCGGGGUUUGGGAUUUUAUUCCAGUUUCCGGUUUUGUGGGGAUUUUUUCCGGGUUUGCAGCGCGCGUGAACACAGAGCAGGGCGGAGACACAACAACAACAGUGAGGGGGCGGGGACUGUUUUGGUGGUGUUGGUGUGUUUUGGUGUGUGUGCGUUGGUGGUGUGUGUUGGUGUGUGUUGGUGUGUGUGUGUUGGUGGUGUGUUUUGGUGGUGUUGGUGUGUUUUGGUGUGUGUGUGUUGGUGUGUGUUUUGGUGUGUUGGUGGUGUGUUUUGGUGGUGUUGGUGUGUUUUGGUGUGUGUGUGUUGGUGUGUGUUUUGGUGUGUUGGUGGUGUGUUUUGGUGGUGUUGGUGUGUUUUGGUGUGUUUUGUGAGCGAUGCUGCAGGCUGACAGACAGAAACCCGGCUUCAGUCUGCACAGUUCAGGAAAAACACAAACAUGGAGCUGAAAUUUCCAACCCAGGAGCUUCUGAGGAACUGAGAACAUCUCCACUUCAUCUCCAGCUCAGUUCCACACAGCUCCAGCACAGAGAGGUCACCUGUUCUCCCGUCCCUCAGCCCGUGUCGGCGUCCCUGUGCACUGAUCGCUGUUUGUCGUGGAAGCUCCGUGCCCAGGUGAGGAUGAGGAGCAGUGAGGAGGCAGAGGGUUUCGACGGUGAGGCCUCCAACACAGCGAUGGUGUCGGGGGCGAGCAGUCCGUAUCAGCCCACCACGGAGCCCGUCCUCUCCCGCAGUGUGUUCAGGAGCAUGAGCUGGAACACACACUACCUCACCUCGCACCUCGGCAUCCUGAAGAUCAUCGAAGCGGUUCUGUCCCUCAUUGCGUUUAUCUGCAUUGAGACGGUGAUGAUGUGUUCUCCCUGCGCUGGAGUUUAUCUGUUUGAGUUUGUGAGCUGCAGCUCCUUUGUGGUGACGGGACUCUUACUCCUGCUCUUCAUCCUCAACCUGCACGCCAAACUCACACACAUCAACUGGAGCUUAGUGGACCUGAUUAAUGCUGCGUGCUGUGCGCUGUUCUUCUUCAUCGCCUCAGUGGUGUUGGCGACACUCAAUCACAAGAGUGGAGCAGAAAUUGCUGCCGUGAUCUUUGGCUUCGUGGUGAUGUUGGUGUACGGUGUGAACACGGGUGUGUGUGUGAGACAGUGGCGUUUAGGAGACCAGCGCCCCCUACAGACCAGUGAAUACACACGCGCCAGGACGGCCUCACGCAGCGACAUGGAGACACGACCUGAAUAACACACACACUCUCUCUCUCUCUCUCACACACACACACACACACACACACACACACACACACACACACACACUCUCAAACACACACACACACACACCAUACUACACACUGCUUAUUAUACAUACUACACGCACACACCAUACUACACACAUUACACACUGCUUAUUAUACACACUACACACACUCCAUACUACACACUACACACACACACUCCAUACUACACACACUCCAUACUACACACACACACACACCAUACUACACACAUUACACACUGCUUAUUAUACACACUACACAUACACUCCAUACUACACACUACACACACUCCACAUUACACUCACUAACUUUUGCACAUUACCCACUCCACACUGUCACCUUCACAGGACCCAGAACGGAUCUGAAGGUUAAUUUGGGACCAAAUGUGUCUUUCUAACUGAUUCAUAAACAUUCAUGGACUAAUUCUGAGGUGUGUGUGUGUGUGUGUGUGUGUACUUCACCUCAAACAUUUGUUUCUGAGUUUUAAAUUCUGCUCUUAAUGUGUUUUUAUUUCUGUAGUUAGCAUCUACAUUUGAGCUAAUCGCUAACACACCGUCCAGUUACUCGCGUUUGUGAUUAAUCAUCCUCUGUGCUCAUCACUGUUUCAGCUCUGAGUGUGUGUCGCUAGUGUUUCAGCUAGCUCGGAGUGUGUGUGUGUGUGUCGCUAGUGUUUCAGCUAGCUUGGAGUGUGUGUGUGUGUGUGUCGCUAGUGUUUCAGCUAGCUUGGAGUGUGUGUGUGUGUGUGUGUGUGUGUGUGUGUGUCGCUAGGGUUUCAGCUAGCUCGGAGUGUGUGUGUUGUAGUGUUUGAGUCACCAGCAUUUAACAUUCCUCACGUGUAUCUGCUAGUGUGUGGAAUAAUUUCUGAAUCUGUGCUAUUAAGGGCUAGUUGCUAGUGUGUAGGCUUGUUAUUCCCACUCGGGCUGUUAGCGCGCACUUGUUCUCCUCAGCAGCGUUAGUGAUGAGUCGGGAACCUCUGGCUGAUUUCUGUGCAGGAAUCAGCUGGUUAUGAGUGUUUGUGUUUAUAGUGUUUUAUAUUCUUCAUGAUCAUCAGUGCUCAUCAUUAGCAUUUCAGCGAGUUGCUGAAUGAAUUCUGAAUAUUUGGACUUGUGUGUGUAAAAGGUUGAAAUUUGUGCUGUUGAGUGCUAAAUGCUAAUGUUUAUGCUGCUGAUGCACACUCGGGCUGUGUGUGAUUCCUGUUAGCGCGGAUCUGCGGGGCUUGUUUUAGCGCUUUGCUCGCUGAUAGCAUUGGUGAGUUUCUAGCUGUUAGCAUCGCGGCUUUUCACUCAUUAGUGAUGAACACAAACACAAAAGAAAUAAAACUCGGAUGUUAAUUAAACAUUCUGUAACUGAAUGAGCAGAAAAUAGCACGAUAUUCAUUUAAAUAAUUUAAUAACCAAAUGAAAAGGUUUUUGAUUUUUUUUUGUUCUGUUUGUUUUUUAUUCUGAAAUUUUGACCACACUCUGUAAAAACCUCUUUAAUCUUUGUGUGAUUUUCUUCUGAAAACAUUCCUUUGGUACUAGGUGUGUGUGUGUGUGUGUGUGUGUGUGUUUAUCCAUUUGAUUGUGUGAUGAGCUCAGUGUUGCAGUGUGUUAUUUCCCCUCGCUGUAGUGUGCACUACUGUAGGAAUCUUCUGCCCCAUCAUACACAGUUUUAUAGAUUUUAAAACAAUAAUGUUUACGUUUAAUCGACUCGCUCUGUCGUCUCUCCACCUCGACUCAAAUUCACACUAAACAUUCUCUCUGUGAUAGAAGACAAAAUUUUGGAAAAAUAAAAGUAAACUGAUAUUUUACUGAACAGAGUGUCGGAGAUUUAAAGUGAAAUUUUGAUGUGAAUAAAUGAGACUCGGAGUUACUAUAAAUGAGACUCUGCGAGUCACUAACGAUCGCGGUUAUCGUUGUUUCGUUAGCGAGUGGUUGUUUGCUAAUAUUUGUGCUGUUAGUGUUUGGAUUAAUCGGCGGCGUUUGUGAUUAGCAGUUAGCCGUGAUUAGCCGUUAGCCGUGAUUAGCAGUUAGCCGUGAUUAGCCGUUAGCUGUGAUUAGCAGUUAGCCGUGAUUAGCCGUUAGCUGUGAUUAGCCUGCUAUACAUAGAGGAGUGGGUGGAGCCAUCGUGUUUAGCUGAAAAGUCCCAAUCAAAAGGAAAAUCAGAUGAAAUUCUGUAGCGCUUUGGUCGCUCGCUCGCGCUCAGUUGUAGUGAUCAGGGUGACUCAGGCCGAGUCGCGAGCGCUUAAACUCGUCACUAGUGUCUGAGCAUUUGGGUAAAUUACAAACAUGAAAUAAAAUUCAGUGAAAUAAUAAAACCAACAUGAAAUCAGGAGAGAUUGAUUGAUUGUUUAAAAUCUUCACUUUUUAAGUUUGAUUUCUGCACUACAAACAUUCAGGUACUAUAAAGUUCACUACAGAGUGUGUAGUGUUAGUGUGUCGUGUUAGUGUGUGAUUUGAGACGGAGCCUGAAUCAGUGUAACUGUAAUAAUUUAAAUAUUUGAAGGAACACUGUGUGAACGUAUCGAAGGACAAUCAAAUGACUGUUUUAAUGGAAGUUUUGUUUCUUGACAUCAGCACUGUGUGUGUGUGUGUGUGUGUGUGUUUAUACUCUGAUUGUGUAAUGAAACUCCUCAGCUGUGAGGUUUUCUAAUAAUGAUAAAUUAAUCUGUGUGAAUAAUGUUGUGGCUGAUGAUUGAUCCCUUUCCCGUGUGAAUGGGGCUGGAAUAAUCCCACACUGGGACGGUUUCAGCAGGAACACAGCUGCACACACAUCUGUAUUUUUGUAUUUAUGGAGCUGUGUUGAUUUACACAAACUCAUUUUACACAAAUCCUCUGUUCGUUUGAGAAAUGAAUAAAUUUGAACUGAAUGCC